Messenger RNA from Pygocentrus nattereri (red-bellied piranha), 3895 nucleotides. RefSeq names its product zinc finger, DBF-type containing 2 (gene zdbf2). Gene Ontology annotation, molecular function: nucleic acid binding; zinc ion binding. The transcript is spliced from 6 exons. The record is from RefSeq and is a predicted model, not a curated record. The coding region runs from base 840 to 3530 and encodes 896 amino acids. Lineage: Eukaryota; Metazoa; Chordata; Actinopteri; Characiformes; Serrasalmidae.
AAGGGCCCGCGGUUCGUCGGUGUCCAUAUGUAGCGCAUAUGUAUAGUUAAAAUGAGCGACAUCCGCGAUCAUUCGCGAUUUCGGACGCACAGCAAUUCCCCCAAAACGAAUGAGUAGCCAGGCCUGACGCUGCAAAGCUAAAGGUCCCUGGCUUGUUAGCUGCUAAGUUUGCUAAGCUAGCUCCAAGUUAGCUUGAACACUUGAGCCUCCGCGCCGGUUCACGGCUCAUAAACGCCGCGACGGGCCCGAAGUAUUCGGGGAAGAUGCCGUACGAGGUCUUGGUUUUGAUGACCGUCCGGAGGAGUUUGUAGUUCACUGUUGUGAGCUGGACGUGCUCGCAGGCCGAGGUUAGCUGGCUGGCUAACUGGCUAUCUCGCUAACUUCCAGCCAGCCAUGGAGACGCGUCUUCACUCGAGCGAUAAGUUGUUUUUAGCGGUGCGAUACUGAAGCAUGAAUGUGAGAUAGUAACUUAGUUAUGCUGAAAAACUUGGGUAGCCGCUGUUGGUUAGUUGAGCUUUCCCGUUCCACCUUAAACGAUGCACCGCUUAAGGGGGAGCAGGAAAUUCUAACAAGAAGUCGGACUCAGCCUCGUGGUGUUGGCCAAGUGUUUGUUUUCUCGGGGGUUAUGUUUCAAGAUGUUGAGUAACACCGAGUCCAAUAAGUGGCAGACCAUUGGCUGGUGUGAUUGAACGGGCACGCGUGACGUUUCCACCCUGUUUUUGUCCAGACGCGACUCCCAAGUUCCCCACCGUGGAUAUGUGAGAGUCCAUAUGCAGUGAUGUGAUCUGCCAGCCUCGUACAGCCAGUAUCCCCUCUCUCUCCUCCUGGCAGACAGUGCUAUGCCUCUGGAGGAGAGACCUGAACCCACUGCUAAAAAUGCAGAUAGGGAGCAAAGGGACAUGGCCAACAGGACCAGCAGGGGGGAACAGCCGGUUGCUGGACCCUCAAACACACCACAGCGGCAGGGCUUCUGCAGCUGCUGUCAGGUCCUCUAUAACAGUGUGGAACAGCACAUCCUGAGCGCUAGGCACAGGGAGGUGGUGCGGGCUGCAAGAGCAAAUGUGUCCUCUGGAAGCCUGAUGGAGAGAUUCCUCCAGGAUGUGCUUCAACACCAUCCUCAUCGUUACAAUGACACACGGCCUACCCAUGAUGACUUGCCUAGCCUGAGCACAUUACCAGUUCCAAGGGAAGUGUUGUCAGAGUUGUACUGUGGGUCAGAUGAUGAUGGGGCCUCUGUUGGGACCCGAGAGGAGAUGCCCAGCUCUGACGAAGAAUCCUGUCAAAUGGUGCAGGCCGAGGCCACAACUACAACCAGGAAUCAGAGUCAACAUCAAGCAGGCACUUCUAUACCUGUUGGCAGUGGUGCAGGAACGAGUGCACAAACUGGUCUUGAAACAAGGAAAACAAGGAUGGAACCCCCAAUCCCUGAAAAGUUUUCCCCCACACAGGGAUUAUUGCAUAGGACUAGUGGCAGGUCUGCCAUAGACAAACCACAUGCAUUAUCACACUUGGCACAAACAGUUAAACCAGAGAGUCCCCCGACUGAACCAUCCGGACAACAAUGUAGCUCAAAACCUCUCCUUCACACCCAGCCAGGGUCCCCACAGUUUCAGCACAGGAAAGCACACAGGAAAACUAACAGGCAUAGAGAGAGGAGUGAUUCCAGCCCAGGUUCUCGUGCUUCACCAGCCACAAAGUGCAUUACCUCAAAAGGACAGCCUGGACCCUCACGGACAAUUGAGGAGUCUGCAUUAUGGACUGCAGUGCUGCCACCCUGGAAGGGUCCACAUAGGGUGCAGACAUUUAGUGAGCAAUCAGACCAGAUACGAGAGGUGAUAGAAGAGGUUAUUGAGAGGUACUGCUAUGGUCGCAGUCCCAAACCUAAUCAGCAAGAGGAAGAGAGCAGUUUUCACCUCAGCUUGCAGUCAAUAAGUGAGUCUAAGGACAGUGAAGAAUGGGACAAUACUUUGCAGGUAGCAAUGGAGAAAACAACAGCUGAGGACAAACAUCUGGCAUGCCUUAUGGAGGUGCAUGUAAACCUUGAGGACCAAGGGUACAAAACCCAGCUGGACACAGCCCUCAACACUGUAUUAGAAAGUGGGCAAACAGAGCCUGGGGAAACCAAAGAGAGCAAAGUAGAGGAGAUCGUUCCAGAUCUUCCUCACGUACCGCAGUCUUUUGUAGGAAAGACAUGGGCACAGGUGAAGUUUGAGGAUGACUUGAAGAUAGAUUGCAUGGUGCAAGAGUUCAGACAGGGUCGCUUCCGUUGUUAUUUUGACAGUGAAUCCCUGGCUGCUUUUGGAAAGCAUUGCAGGAAAAGGAAAAAGAACAGAAACCAGGAGAAAAAGGCUGAUGAUGCUGAUUGUAAAGAUGCUAUACCUCUUAUUGAGCACCAUGAGGAGGAGCCAGAACACCCACCUCUGUUGAAGAAGACAAGGCGACGUAUAUACAGGAUGGCGUCACGCUGCCAAGUGGUGAAGGUGAGCCAUGGUACGCAAACUACAUCCCCAAGCUGUCCUGUGGUGCGGAGAAAAACAUUGCCUGAAGUUGGCACCUUACUCAGUGACCCUGUGACUCAGAAGGAACCAAGCCCUGAGAGGACCCCAGACAUGAAGACGAGACUAUGUGCACUCAAGCUUCCUGCAUCUUACUGCAGGAUUAUGACUCCUCUUCAGCCCAAAACAGUGGUUUAUGUUCUUUCUUCCCCAGACGGAGGACAGGGUACCUUCAAGCCCACUCCAAUUAAAAGAAUGGGAAGAAAACGGAAGUCAAGUGAUGAAGAAUGUGCACUUAAAUACAAGUACAAGAAGACCCCUCUCAAAUAUUAUGACCCCCUUACAAACAGAAUCCUCAAAACUCCACCUAAAGGGAUGUCCUCAAUGCCACGUACUAAAUCUCUCUCCCAUGUACGACAAUUAUUUCGCAGCCUCAGUCCAGACAUCAACAAGGAACGCUACAGUUCAGCACGGGGUCGGUCACCCAGAGGCUCUAAAAAGGGCCGUGGUGACGGCAGCAUGGCAGAUCUUUGUGCUUCUACCUCUGGGUCUUGCCUGGAUAGCGGCGGCCCGUCAGAACCUGACUCUUCCAUGUCUAGCAGCCGAAGGGCCUUGUUCAGCCGGUCCUCGAUUUCCAGCAGCAGUCGUUUCCUCCUCAGCCAUCUUAUGCCCCCUGCCUCUCACGCAGACAGCUCCUCCAGAACACAGGCCCCUUCUCAUGCUGGUGGUUCCCUCAAGGCUGCAGGGGCCAACCUGGAAGAAGACCAGGCACAGGUGGAACAUGCACCAGUCAGGCGUCGGUCGCAGAGGCAGGGAGUCAAAGAGAAACCCCUGACUCCGGCAAAGAAGCCGUCGUCACCCCCUUACAGAACCAAGAGGAAGUCUGUGAAAGCCAGGUCCAGGGCAAAGUCUAGGAGCCCUCUCCAGCGGAGAGUCAGCGCCCGUGUAGCUGCGGGAGGCAGAGUGUCUCCCCGAAACAAGAAUUCAACCAGGGCUUCACCCAGAUCAUCAGCCUCUUCUAAACUGGCUACGUAACCCCCAACCUGACCCCCGACUAAAACACAGACUGAAUCCCUAUAGCACCCUUUGGGACAGAGUCUGCAGGAGAAUGGCCAUGGUGUGUAGAGAGAAUUAAAGGGGAAUUUAAAUGAUUUUUCAAAAUGUUUACAUAAUUAAAUACAAUUAAAAGAUCUAAGUAAAGUCAUUCAAGUUGGUUUGAUGUAAAAUGAAACUCUGAGUUGCUCAGAGCGGUGAUGAUAUGAACCGGACCUCGGAAGCAUUUAAUGGCUUGAAAAGCUACCUCACAAAGAUGUUACACUAAAUGGAUACAAAAACAAACAAAAUACAAACAAAUUUGUAAAAUCCAAUCAUGGUGGGGAGGUACAUGCAGGGCAUGCUGA